UCAGGUGAAGGUAGCGGAAGUUCUCAAAAAAAAAAAGGUGAAGGUAGCGGAAGACCCACCGUCCCACCGCAAACCCUACCAGACUGUCCGGCGGCGGCUCCGACAGCAACAUGGCGCUGCGCUCUCUGUCGAGAGGGUUCCCGGCCGGUGUUCUCCGGCAGGCAUCGCCGGCGGCCGGCUUCCGCCUCAUGGGCACCCGCUGCCAGUCGAAAGAAACGCAAGAAGUGUUGGCCAGUCUGCAGAGCGCGAUGAAAGAGACACCCUCCGAACGCCACCUGCUGCUACACCAACAAUUCACCGACUUUCAGGAGAAAACGAGCCGUGAUCUGGAGAGGAUGUUGAAGUCUGCCAACAACAUGUUGAAGGCUUCAAAUGCAUUGCUUGGUGUUACAAUCCUCGGGGUUCCGUUGCUUCUCAUUGCGGGAAGCAAGGAUCAGGCUUGAGAACCUCUUACCGUCGCUUCCUGGUACUUUGGAGCGAGAACCAACUCAGUAUCCAUGUGACAUCACCGGUCUAGUUUUGAAUUGAAGUCGCAAUGUUACUUUAUAAAAAUUUGAGCAGUGCGUCCAACUUAUGUCUUUAUAUCUUUGCCGGGCCUGGUCUUAUCUCAACUGAAUUGAGUACGCAUACAUGAUUAUAUGCACUCCAUAAGACCUUAGAGAACUUCUAUAGUUUA
This is a messenger RNA of Triticum urartu, 676 nucleotides long. RefSeq lists its product as uncharacterized. The record is from RefSeq and is a predicted model, not a curated record. Lineage: Eukaryota; Viridiplantae; Streptophyta; Magnoliopsida; Poales; Poaceae.